AUGCCUCCAGCAGUGAGAAAGCAACCAUCUCGCAAUACCCUGCCUACACCGACGGCGGGAUCAUCCCAAACACUAUCCCAGUCGGCCACGACUUCCUUACAGAGACAAAGACACAAUGAUUCGCUGACUGAUUUUCAAGCUCGACGACUAGCAAGGAGACUAGAUGAAUUGGAGCGUACAAAUCCAACUGAUAUACCAGCUUCAUCGUUCAUCCCUUCCAACCUACAUUCGAAUACGGAUCACACUCAAAGUAACUUGAAUUCACCAUUAGGUAAUACUGGCCAAGGACAAGGAUUGGGACAAGGGAAGAAGAAGCAAAGUUCUAACGUGAGAAGAAUACUGUACAACAAGAAAGGAUUAAAGGGCUGGUUAGAUGAGCUGCCGCAAGAACCAGCACCACCUUAUGUCAUAGCAGCUUCUGUAGCGCCAACAACUCCAGCAAGGAAACUAUGUUCAUCAUGCGGAUAUAUAGGGAAUUACAAAUGUCAGAGAUGCGCUGAAUGGAGUUGUACCCUACCUUGUAUGGAGAUACACGAAAGAGAUGGAGGAUGCGGGAUUGGUGGAUAA
Kwoniella shivajii is the source of this 567-nucleotide messenger RNA. RefSeq lists its product as uncharacterized. The record is from RefSeq and is a predicted model, not a curated record. Lineage: Eukaryota; Fungi; Basidiomycota; Tremellomycetes; Tremellales; Cryptococcaceae. Gene Ontology annotation, molecular function: nucleosome binding. The coding region runs from base 1 to 567 and encodes 188 amino acids. The transcript is spliced from 4 exons. Gene Ontology annotation, biological process: chromatin remodeling. Gene Ontology annotation, cellular component: Swr1 complex.